This is a messenger RNA of Ipomoea triloba (trilobed morning glory), 1461 nucleotides long. RefSeq lists its product as uncharacterized. The transcript has 3 exons. Lineage: Eukaryota; Viridiplantae; Streptophyta; Magnoliopsida; Solanales; Convolvulaceae. Bases 1 to 1461 code for a protein of 486 amino acids. The record is from RefSeq and is a predicted model, not a curated record.
AUGAUCCCGAAGAUUGUGGCUGAGUUUGUUCAAGAGCUGACUGAUGAACAGAAAAGGGCUGUGGAGGAGAUCGGAUUUGGAGGGAUAUUACACCUCCAACUAACAAAGAGUGAAGGCCCUCUAAUAAAGUACUUGAUUAGGCAGUUUGAUGUUUAUUGCUCUGCAAUCCGACUUGAAGGGGGUGAAUUGCUGCUUAUAGAAGAGGAUGAUGUUCAAAGAACAUUGGGGAUCCCACAAGGGAGCAACGUGGUUGAGGAGGGCACAAGAUUUGAGCAUAUGGCAGAAGAUGGUGAUAGUGCAGCGUAUGCCAACCUUGUGGCCUCAUGGAGGGAGCGAUGGGGAAUUGAUGGUAAAUCCCCAAUCACAACAUCAAUGCCGGGGCAGAUUCUGAAAAGAGGAGACCAUGGAGAUAUGUUUAAACGCGACUUUGUCCUAUUUAUAGUAUCGGCAAUGCUGUGUGGCCACCAAGAUAGGUGUUGCAACUUUAGGAUUUUAAAAUCCUUGAUAAACCUUGACCAGAUCAAGACCUACAAUUGGUGUGCCUAUACACACAAGUCUAUGGUCGACUCCAUUCAAUCUUUUCAGAAAAAUGACAAGCAAUUCUUCACUGGACCCGUUGCAUUCAUCCUACUUGUGUACUUUGACCGGGUACAGUUCAAGGGGAUGAGAGUGAAUAGAACAUACCCAACCAUUGUUGGGUGGAGUGCUGAACUUGCUAGAAAAAGGGUUAAAGAAGAAAACAAAGCAGGGUCAUUUGGAAGGGGGACAGUGCUCCAUAGAAUAACAAAACCUACUGAUAUUGCUGCUGCCACCUCCAGGCAGAAUGAUCAACCUCCUGUUGCUGCAUUGAAUAUCCCAUCAUCAAGCGUAGAUAAGGUGGCAGGGAUCCUACAAAAGUUGGCUUCGACAGUAAGAGAGUUUGGUGAGGCUAUGGCUGAAAUUGGAAAGCAAGGAGCACCCGUAAAUGUGAUGAGGAAGACAUUUUCGGGCUUAUCUAACAUGCUAAAUGUUGCCAGCACCAUAGAAGCCACUGCAACCCCAACAUCCUCCCAGCUGGACGACAUCUUCUUUGGUAGUGAAAGCUUCACUACGGCUGUGGAUGCCCUUGUCGAAACCUUUGAAAAGACAAGGAAACAAAUAGACCCUAAUGCCCCUCCUUUUGACUUGGGGCUAUCUCAAGCAACACAGCCAUCGGACCAAAUAAAUGCUCCGACCUUUGAUUUGGGACUGAGUCCAUCACCAGCAGCAGCACAGCAACAGGAGGGGGAUUUAGGGCUGACUCCACCACCACAACCAGAGAAAGAGCAAGAGACAGAGGAUGCUGCGGGGGAACCGGGGAUUGAUGCCCUGGUGGAUAGAAUUGCAGGGGAAGCCACAAAAGAUGCAACAUUUUCAACCCCCGGUGUGACUAGAGUUCCUUUUCAAAGGGCUGAUUCCCCUGCUGAUGAAUUUGAUAGGUAA